Messenger RNA from Penicillium nucicola, 1170 nucleotides. Its product is annotated as 2OG-Fe dioxygenase family protein. Gene Ontology annotation, molecular function: dioxygenase activity. The transcript has a single exon. NCBI's taxonomy places the organism in Eukaryota, Fungi, Ascomycota, Eurotiomycetes, Eurotiales, Aspergillaceae. The coding region runs from base 1 to 1170 and encodes 389 amino acids. The record is from RefSeq and is a predicted model, not a curated record.
AUGGUUCAUCAGAUAACUAAUGAGGCUGCUCAUUCUAUCUCCCUUCCCUUUCUCGGGAGGGAUCUGAAUGAAGUUAGAUCAUCAUCUUGUGAUGCUGAUGCUUGCCUCGAUAUCUUUCAACAAGCGCAAACGCCCGAUUUUUUUCGAUCCGUAGCAAAGGCUAUGCAACUCCGCCAGGCUUAUCUACGCGAUGGCUGCAUCUUCAUCAGUGGAGAAAAUCUGAUACCCAUUUUAAAGGGGAUUGGGGCGAGAGAAGAAGAUUUUGAAAAGCUCAAGGAGGUCAGCCAUCAUCUGGACCCGGACCCAACGGUGGAUUAUCGAACUUUGAGAAGUGGAAGAUUCUCUGUGGAUAUGAGGGCUGGAACUAUCGAGCGACUCCAAAGACAGCCCUUCGUUCUGACAAUGGUUGAGAACUACAAACGACACGACUCGGACAUUCCUCGUGAUUUCGGUGACUUUGACGAAAAUCAUCAAAACAAUACCGUCGUUCAGGCUAUGCUCGUUUUCAAAGCCUGGGUCACUCAAGACGUCCCUGUGCUGGCUCGCCCCGGUAUAGACUACGAUAAGGAUAUGGUCCUUACAGAGAUUUUCAACGUGCAUACCUUCACGAAUGAGAAAAUCCAGGGAUAUCCGGCUUUGGAAGGUGUGCACCAGGACGGAUCCGAUCAUACCAUGACUGUAAAGCUUGGAUCUUCCAACAUUACUGCUGACUCUGGGAUCACAUUUGUUCAUGCUCGGGAUGAGACAACGGGCGUUCAGCAUUCCGAGACGACGAUGGAGCUGCUCAAAGGCCGAUAUCAGCACCGUGACUUUCUAGACACGUUGCUUUUCACAGACAACAGUUUCAAGCACAGUGUGACCCCGGUCUACGCACUAGACAAGAGCCAGCCGUCUUACAGAGACAUGUUCGUUAUAUUUUCUCGCAAGCCAAGAAGUGAGGAUCAUUCAUCCGGAUUUCCGGACUCUUUGGAGCCGCACAAGAAAUUCAAACUCAAGUUUCCGAUCUGGCUUCCCCCUCUCCCAAAGCCUCGCGCCUGUGGUCAACCACAUCUCAGGAAGCAAAGUAUGCCUUUCCAGAAGUACACCCUUUCUUUAUUCAUAUCCGCCAAUGGCGAGAUGAUGCCUUCUCUUGAUGGAAAUUUCGGAACACAUAUUCCUGUUAAUUCUUGA